AUGGGCGACAGCAGACUGAACACAUCGGCGAUAGCGAGCCGGGAAUCGGUGUUCUUAGCAAUGCCCGGCUACUACGAAAUGGUGACAUCGGUGGUACCAGCGCAGUGGAGCACUCUGUCGCGACUACCGACAGAAUUCGACUAUUUUGGGCAGUUCACAACGUAUUGUCACUUCACUUGGGUCGAUGUGGGCCUUGUCCUGCUUUUCGCCGUAUUUUGGACCGUGCUCAGAGCGACACUGACGUGUUAUCUCUAUAAGCCGUUUUUACAAGGUUUGAAGUUGGAUGACGAGGAAUGCUUUGCCAAGGCGCCGGAGAGUUUCUUCAAAUCUACGUGGUACACUCUGUCGUGGAUUUACACUACUUCUAUAUUAUUCAGUGAGAGACACACGAUGUUCCAAGACCCGGCGUCAGUAUUUGGAGAUUGGUCCAAUGGAAUGGAAGUACCAUUGGAUAUUUACAUACUCUACGUCUACCAGUGUGGUUUCUAUGUACAUUCCAUCUACGCAACCAUUUACGUCGACGCCAUUAAAAGUGAUUUUUAUCUUAUGAUUGCACAUCAUAUUCUCACGAUAAACCUGCUCGUGUUUUCCUACGCAGUUCGAUACUAUAAGAUCGGUGUGCUGGUCAUAUUUUGUCACGAUAUCUGUGACGUAUUCUUAGAAAAUGCCAGGAUAUUUGUACAGACUAAAGAAAGAAAUGGACAAGUUCACAAUUUGAAUGAAAUGUUUGCAAACUUAUUUUUUGCUGGAUUCGUCAUUUCUUGGUUCUUAGCAAGGUUAUAUUGGUACCCACUCAAAGUGUUAUAUGCAGCUGGCAGAUUCUUCUUUCCUGUUGCCCCAUUCGUCACAACAUUCAACGUCAUGUUGUGGCUGCUAUUAGUGAUGAAUAUCUACUGGUUUUGGAUUCUCCUGCAGACUUUGAUACGAUUAGUGAGCGGAGAACUGAACAAAGGCAUAACCGAUACGCGGGAAAAAGACGGCGCAGUGGGUACUCAACAAAUUGAAAAAGAAAAGAAUAAGAAGAAAAAUCAAUAA
Molecule: messenger RNA, 1035 nt
Organism: Saccoglossus kowalevskii
Lineage: Eukaryota; Metazoa; Hemichordata; Enteropneusta; Harrimaniidae
Product: ceramide synthase 1-like
Biological process (GO): ceramide biosynthetic process
Cellular component (GO): membrane
Molecular function (GO): sphingosine N-acyltransferase activity
Source: RefSeq, a predicted model, not a curated record